CCUCCGUCGGCUCAUAUCCACAUGCGAUGCCUCAUCGUCACGCAGGACGCGUCGAUUAUCAUCGGGAAGGGAGGCUCUCACGUUAACGAGAUCAGAGAGAAAAGCGGUGCGAAAGUCAUGGUAUCCGAGAGCAUCCCCGGGAACCCCGAGCGUAUUCUUAACGUCAGCGGGCCUCUGGAUGCGGUUUCGAAGGCCUUUGGACUCAUCGUCCGUCGGAUCAAUGAUGAACCUUUUGACGUGCCGUCUGUGCCAGGCAGCCGUGCGGUUACCAUAAAGUUCAUGAUUCCCAAUUCUCGUAUGGGUUCUGUCAUCGGAAAGCAAGGUUCCAAAAUCAAGGAGAUUCAGGAUGCCAGUGGCGCUCGGCUGAACGCCAGUGAGGGUAUGCUUCCCGGCUCAACAGAGCGCGUGCUCAGCGUCGCUGGCGUGGCAGAUGCCAUACAUAUCGCGACCUACUACAUUGGGAACAUUCUCAUCGAAGCCGCCGAACGCAUGCCCUCCGGGUCAGCGUCCAACUCGACCUACCGCCCCUCGAAUCGCCGCCAGCCCUUUGUCAGCGGCUCAUCAUACACGCAGCAAAUCUACAUUCCCAAUGACCUUGUUGGGUGUAUCAUUGGAAAAGGUGGUAGCAAGAUCAACGAGAUCAGACACAUGAGUGCAAGUCAGAUCAAGAUCAUGGAACCCGGUGCGGGAGGGGUCGGAAUCAACGGCGCGCCAACCGGUGGUGAAGGCGAGAGACUUGUAGUUAUCACAGGCCCUCCUGCCAACAUUCAAAUGGCCGUCCAGUUGCUGUAUCAUCGCCUCGAACAGGAAAAACAAAAA
Molecule: messenger RNA, 819 nt
Organism: Heterobasidion irregulare TC 32-1
Lineage: Eukaryota; Fungi; Basidiomycota; Agaricomycetes; Russulales; Bondarzewiaceae
Exons: 5
Biological process (GO): regulation of gene expression; regulation of RNA metabolic process
Cellular component (GO): cytoplasm; nucleus
Molecular function (GO): mRNA binding
Source: RefSeq, a predicted model, not a curated record